Molecule: messenger RNA, 4193 nt
Organism: Paramecium pentaurelia
Lineage: Eukaryota; Ciliophora; Oligohymenophorea; Peniculida; Parameciidae
Source: the annotation of a GenBank genome assembly
AUGGAUUUACAAGUUUAGAAACUUUAGCAAGAAAUCACAGAGUAUUAUUCAUAACAUUAUUUAAUAGUCUUAAAGAAUAUGAGUAGAUGCUUGAAGAUUAAAUAAAGGAACAUGAAGAAACAAUAGAUAAAUAAAAGUUAGAUUUAAAUACUAAGGAGACUGAGAUCAAGAGUCUUAAAAAAUAAUUAUAGGAUGCAAUCAAAAAGGCAGAUGUCAUAGUAUUAUAUAAAAAUCAUUUAAGAAUAAUUCUGAUGAUGUGAGUGGAGCAAAAAUAAUCUAAUUGGAGGUGGAGAUUCAUGAUCUAAACUAAUAAUUACAAGAAUCUGCUUAAAAAAUUAAAGCACUUACUCAAUAACUCAAGUAUUUAUUUUAAUAUAAAUUAGUGCUAAAAUUGAAGAGAAUGAAAUAGAGAUUGAAAUCCUAAAAGAUGACCAUCAAAAAUCUUUGAGUGAUUAGCAGAUUUAAAUUGAAGCAUUAUAAAAGACUAUAAAUGAAUUACAACAGAUUCAAAAAAAUGGGGAAACACAAUAAUCUCAAGAAAUUGCUCCAACCAAAUUAAAGUAAGUAAUUCUAUGAAAUUAGUGAUUAAGAGGAAUUAUUAUAGAAAAUUGAAAAUUUAACAAAUCAAAUUGAAUAAUAUGGAAAACAGCUUGAAAUUAAAGAUAAAUAGAUUGAGUAGUUGUAAUUAAAUUAAGGGAAAUAAGGAAGUAUGGAAGAAGUUGGUAAGAGAUCAUAAGAGGAGGAUUAGAAUUUAGAAGAGAAGAUUGCACAAUUAGAAGAGGUUUUGUUGCAGUAUUAAGAAGAGAAUUCUUAAUUUGUUGCAAAAGAAGAAGAAAAUCAAAAGGAAAAAUAAUUACUGAAAUAAUAAUUAGAAUCAUCAGAAAAAUAAAUAAAAGAGAUGCAAUAAUAAGAAUAAGAUGCAAGUGUUACACAAUAACUUGAAGAUCUGAAAUUAGAAUAUGAAGAAUUAGUUGAGGAAUAUACAUCUACUAAUGAAAAAUUAUAAUAAUAAGAAUUAGAAUGUUAAUAAUUAACUGAUAAAUGUUAAGAGUAUUUAUCAGUUAAAGAAUAAUUGUAGGAUCAAAUAACUUAAUUAGAAUCUACAUUAUAACAUCAUAAUGAAGUCUUAGAGGAAAAUAAUGAAUUGAAAUAAUUGAUGAAUAAAGCAUAAGAAUAAAUUAAUAAUCUAUAAAGUAAUAAUGAAUAUCAAACUCUUUAUCUUUAAUUGAGAGAUGAAUAUGAAGAAUUUAAGGAGUAACUACAAAUCAAUAUCAAAGAUAAAGAUUAAUAGUUAUAUUAGGCAGUUUAAUUUUGUUAAGAAUUAGAACCUUUUAAAGAAUAAGCACAUAUGCUAGAAGAAAAUAACAAACUUUUAUCUAAUUAAUUAUAAACUCAAUUAGAAAAUAAUUAAAUUUAUUAAUAGAAAAUUGAAUAAUUAGAAAAUUAAUUAAAUACUCUAAAAAAUUAAAAUUAAGAUAUUAAUGAUCUAUUAUAAAAGUUGGAUCAAUUAAAAUAAGACAAUGAAAAUCUAAAGACAUAAAAUUAUGAUAAUGCUGAAACAAUCAAGAAUUAUGAAAUCUAAAUGGAUGCACUUAAAUAAAUUGAGUGUGAUUCACCUAAGAAAAUUUCAAAAUUAUAAUAAGAAAAUUCAGAAACAACUGCAGAGUAUAUCAAAUUAAAAGAAAAUACUUAAAGAGAGAUACAUCUAUUAAAAUAAGAGAGAAGUAAUUUAUAAAAUGAAAUUGUUGAAAUUAAAUAAUUAUUAGACACUUAUAUUAAUAAUGGAGAAACUUUUGAAUCUAAGACAUAAUAUAUUAUUGAUUAUUGGAAUAAACUUCAAUCAAUUUAAGAUGAAUAAAAUAAUUUGGUUGAAAAAUUUUAAUUAGAAAUUUAAGAAUUAAAUGAAAAUAUUGGUUAAAUUCAGUCUUUGUAAAAUUUAAGUACAGAUCAUUAAUAAUUGAAUUAAGAAUUACAAAUUAAUAAUAAUGAGAAAAAUGAGCUUGCAACAAAUGAGAAUCUAAAUUUAUCUUUAGAAAAAUUAGUAACUAAUGAUGAAACAAAUUAGAAUAAUUUUCAUUUUUAAGUUAAGAAAAUAUAAUAAACUGAAUACGAUGAAAAAUCUAUAUAAACAGAUGAAUUUAUUGAAUAGAAAAAUGAAUAAUAAGUAUAAAAUUAAUAAUUAGAAUAAUAAUAAUAAUAAUAAUAAUAAUAAUAAUAAUAAUAAUAAUAAAAAGUAUUUGAAUCAUAACUCAUUUAAACUGAUGAUUUGCUAUUUACUAUUGAUUAAACCAUACCUAAAUAAACUAAUGAUUAAAUAUGCUAAACUGAUAAGUUGAAAGAAGAAGUUUCAGAAGAAUUAGUUUAAAAUAAAGAACAAGAAAAUCUUGAUCAUGAAUAAAAUGGAAAUGAUUUAAAUAAUUAGUAAAUCAAUGGAGAGCAAGAUCAUGAUUAAAGUAUUAUAACAAAAUUAUUGUAACCACCUGAAGAUCUAGAAGGACAAUUAAAUUAAAUAUAAGAUUUAAACUAAACAGAUUAGUUGAAGUAAUUAUAUAUAUUAUCAUUUUUUUAGAAAAAAAGUAGAAGAUAUGGAUAAUUUAAGAAAAUCUUUAGAGAAAGAGAUUUAAAAUCUAAAAGAUAAGAAUAAGAAAUAAGAAGAGAAACUAUAAAAUAUCUAAAAACCUGGAACACCUAGAAAGCAAUCGGAUGCUAAAGAAGAAAGAAAGAAAUAAUAGGAUAAUGAAUUAAUUUAGAGAUUAUAAAAAUAAAUCAAGGAAUUAUAAGAAGAAAUCCAAUCAUUUAAUGUUCAUUAAUUAAAUGAAUAAAUAGAAUAAUAAUCAAAUGAAAUAGAAUAAUUGUAAUAGGAAAUUGAAUAAUAUAAAGAAUAACUAAUUAAAUAAAAAUAGUAAACCAUCAAAUUUAAGAACUAAUUAGAUACAAUUUAUAAUUUAGGACCAUAAGCCUUAUAAAUGUUAUAAAGUGAACCAAAAAGAGAAUUUUCGUCUUCUUAAUUAAUUUAAUAGGAAAAAUAUUAAAUUUCAUCUUUUUUGUAUAUAAAAUCAUAAAAAUCUUAUUAAUGCUAAUUUAUUGAAUUAAAUAGGAAACAAAUAAAAGUAUUUUAAUCAAUAAAAGGAAAAAUUGAAAAAGCUAUGUUUGAUACUUAUACAUUUGAUGAAAUAUUCUUCGAUACUCAAAAAAUUCAUUAGUUUUUAGAUUAAUCAAAAUUGAAGUUAUAGAGUGAUUAAACAAAAAUAUAUCUUAUUUUAGGUUAAUCUAAAACUCAUAAAAAGUUAAUAAUGAUUAUGUUGAUAGAAUUACUUUACAAUUUAAUUUAAAAAUAAUAAUUGAACUAAAAAAUAACAUUUUGUUAUUAAGAAAGAAUAGGUAAGUAAUGGAUAGAGAUAGAAUAAUUUAAUACCCAAACAUCUUCCAUUUAAGAUUUAGAGUAUACAUUUUAAGCAAUUAAAGUUCAUUUAUUGACUAAAUAGAAAGCAUUAGGUGAAAAAAUUCGAAAACUUUCAAUUAUAUAUUAGACUUAUAUCGAUAAUUAAUUAUAGACAACAAGUACUUUUAUGAUUGCCACUUGUCCUUCUUUACCAUAAGGAGAUUUCAAAAAUAUUAUUUAAAAGAUAUUAAAUUGUUAGAUAAAUUCAAAUAUGUAAUUUAACAUAUUUUUAAAUAUUACACCUGCUUUAUAAUAUUAUCAAAAAUCUGCUGAAAUAUUAUCAAUGGCUAAAUAAAUAAAAUUAGCAAAGGGUUAAUUAGAUAUUGCUUAAUUGAGUUCUAGUAGAUCUGUUAGUGAAUAUAAUUUAGUUGAUGAUGAAGCUUAAAAAUAAUUAAGGAUAAUAAAUAAUAAAUUGAUAUUGAAAUAGUAGGAAAUUGAUUAAGGGAAAAAAGCUCUUGAUUUGUAUAUAAAAUAAUUACAGGAGCUUUAAGCAAAAUUAGACAACUAAUUAGGAUAACAUAAUACAAUAGCUGUUUUAAUAAAUAAUAUAAUACUAGAAAUUAAAUAGAAGAUUAAUAUGAAAAUGAAUUAGAAGAAGAAUAAAAAAUCUUAGAAUGUAGCAUUUUUAGAUAAAUUGGCAAUUCAAUUAGAUUAAAUUAUUAGAAAAUAACAAAUAAGUUAAUCUAAUGUCGAAAAUGUGGAUAGAUUCAUUAAAAGUAAAGCUAGUGAAAUUGUAAAUCCAUUUUUAUGA